UUGAGCGAAACUCGCCUCUUUCGUCUUACUCGUCUUCGAAGCUAAUUAGAAUCCUGACGAUCUCUCUCUCCCUCUCUAUCUCUCACUUUGUGUUCUUUGUGUCGCGAUCGGAUAUUUUUGAGUUGUGUGGUUUGAGGAUUGAGCAGUCAUGUUCUUGGUAGAUUGGUUCUAUGGCGUUCUCGCUUCGCUAGGGUUAUGGCAGAAAGAGGCUAAGAUCUUGUUUCUGGGGCUCGAUAAUGCCGGUAAAACCACCUUGCUUCACAUGUUGAAGGACGAGAGAUUGGUACAGCACCAGCCGACGCAGCAUCCAACAUCUGAAGAACUUAGCAUUGGUAAAAUCAAGUUCAAGGCUUUUGAUUUGGGUGGUCAUCAGAUUGCUCGCAGGGUCUGGAAGGAUUACUACGCUAAGGUGGACGCCGUGGUCUACCUAGUGGAUGCUUACGACAAAGAGAGAUUUGCAGAAUCGAAAAAGGAACUCGACGCACUUCUCUCAGACGAAUCUCUAGCCACCGUUCCAUUCCUGAUUCUAGGAAACAAGAUAGACAUACCAUACGCUGCAUCAGAGGACGAGCUCCGUUACCACCUCGGCCUCUCCAACUUCACAACGGGAAAGGGUAAAGUGAAUCUAGCUGAUUCGAAUGUAAGACCAUUGGAGGUUUUCAUGUGCAGCAUCGUCAGAAAAAUGGGUUAUGGCGAAGGCUUCAAAUGGCUCUCUCAGUACAUCAAGUAACUAAGACACACAAAGAGACUCCAACAGAUUGGCGUUAUUAUUAAUACCGUAAGCUUUCUAUGAAUCCCAGUUUUUUUUUGUAUUUUGUCUUUUUGCUUUUCUUCUUUUUUCCAUGUGUUGUAAGAAAUGUCCUUAAACGUAGCAGCUUCUCGUGUGUCUGAUCCUCGCCUGGUUUGUUUCUUGUAGUGAUUGUUUUUUCUUUUUACAUUGAAAGUUUGGUAAUUUAUAUUAUUAUUGAAAUAAGGGAAAAGUUUGGAUUAUAA
Molecule: messenger RNA, 993 nt
Organism: Eutrema salsugineum
Lineage: Eukaryota; Viridiplantae; Streptophyta; Magnoliopsida; Brassicales; Brassicaceae
Product: GTP-binding protein SAR1A
Exons: 3
Coding region: 149-730 (193 amino acids)
Biological process (GO): endoplasmic reticulum to Golgi vesicle-mediated transport; vesicle organization; membrane organization
Cellular component (GO): COPII vesicle coat; endoplasmic reticulum exit site
Molecular function (GO): GTP binding; GTPase activity
Source: RefSeq, a predicted model, not a curated record